Messenger RNA from Aspergillus oryzae RIB40, 888 nucleotides. RefSeq lists its product as uncharacterized. NCBI's taxonomy places the organism in Eukaryota, Fungi, Ascomycota, Eurotiomycetes, Eurotiales, Aspergillaceae. The transcript has a single exon. The coding region runs from base 1 to 888 and encodes 295 amino acids. Gene Ontology annotation, molecular function: transmembrane transporter activity. The record is from RefSeq and is a predicted model, not a curated record. Gene Ontology annotation, biological process: transmembrane transport.
AUGAGUCUGAGUAGUCUCGGGCUCCUCGCCGGUCCUAUUAUAGGUGGUUUAAUCUACGAUUUAGCCAGCUAUGUGGCUGUAUUUGCCCCGGCAUUCGCUCUUAUAAUUAUCGAGAUUAUUCUCUGUGGAUUUCUCCAACCCUUACCACCCGGGUAUAAACAUGAACACCAUCCAUCGUCUGAACAGUCACCUCUUUUACACCAUCGCACAGAAGGACAAGGACAAUCUUCACCCCCAACCCUACUCAUCCUCCUCCGCUCCCCCCGCUUCCUAAUCGCCAUGAUAGGCAUGUGCAUGCUAAACACCUUCAUGACAGCCCUCGACGCCGUCCUCCCAAUUUUCCUCCAGGAUCUCUUCCACUACACAUCCAGCCAAAUAGCCAUCGUCUUUCUCUCUAACUCCCUUCCUCUCAUGAUUCUUUCCCCCCUUGCCGGUUACUUCGUGGACCGAAUCGGACCUUUCCGGCCGGCUAUUUUGGGCUUUGUUCUCACCGCACCGAGCUUGAUGCUUCUCGGUUUGAUUCACCAGAAUACAAUCUUUUCUUCGGUGCUGCUGCGUUUGUUUUUAUUUUGGUUUGGGUGCGGCGUGUCAUUGGCCAUGCCUGCUCUCAUGACAGAAAUUAGUAUGGCAACUGAGGCGGUUGAGAAGCGUCAUCCGGGGGUUUUUGGUGCCAGGGGUGCAUAUUCGCAGGCGUAUGGGUUGAGUAAUGCUGCUUUUGCGGCUGGGACUCUUGCGGGGCCGCUUUAUGCGGGGUAUAUUCGGAAGUGGGCUGGUUGGGGGGCUAUGACUGUUUCGAUGGGAGUUCUUAGUCUUGUCGCGGUUGGUUUGGUGGUUGGUUUUACGGGGAGACGGGGUGGUUGGAGUGGUUGUGGGAGGGAGGAUGUUUGA